This is a messenger RNA of Geodia barretti, 1397 nucleotides long. The record is from the annotation of a GenBank genome assembly. NCBI's taxonomy places the organism in Eukaryota, Metazoa, Porifera, Demospongiae, Tetractinellida, Geodiidae.
AUGACGAGGACGCGACGAAUCCGCGGUCCGCGGUCGCGACCGCGGACCGCUUCCGCGCGCGCGUAAUUACCCGCUCCCUCCGGACUUUGAACUCGCGGUGCUUGAAGAGAGACGGUCAUGGCGGUCCGUGAGAGGAAGUUUUUCGUGGGGGGCAACUGGAAGAUGAACGGGAGCAAGGCAUCCAUCGACGGCAUAGUGGAGUUUCUUCUGCAGGGACCUCUUUCUGCCGACUCCGAGGUGGUGGUGGCUCCUCCAGCCAUCUACCUGAGCUAUGUUAGAGACAAACUUCCUGCCACUGUCGGUGUGGCCGCUCAGAACUGCUACAAGGUUGAGAAAGGUGCUUUCACUGGAGAAAUAUCUCCUCAGAUGAUCUUGGAUGUGGGUGUACAGUGGGUCAUUCUUGGCCACUCUGAAAGGAGAAAUGUCUUUGGAGAGAGCAGCGAGCUGGUGGGGGAGAAGGUUGGUUUCGCUCUCACCAGUGGCCUUCAGGUGAUAGCCUGCAUCGGGGAACAGUUGGAGGAGAGGGAGGCUGGAAACACCAACUCUGUUGUAGCUGCUCAACUCAAAGCUAUAGCAGAUCACGUCCAGGACUGGAGUAAGGUGGUGAUAGCCUACGAGCCAGUAUGGGCCAUUGGUACCGGUCGAGUAGCUACGCCUCAACAGGCACAAGAGGUCCACUCUUACCUCCGCAAGUGGCUCUCGGACAAUGUCAGCAACACUGUUGGAGCUCAGACAAGGAUCAUAUACGGAGGUUCAGUGAAGGGUGAAAACUGUCGCGAACUUGCUGACGAACCAGACAUUGAUGGCUUCCUGGUGGGUGGAGCCUCGCUGAAGACUGGCUUUAUCAACAUUGUUAAUGCAAAGGAAUGACCCUCCGACUUAGUAGUGAACUUAUUCCUCCCGUCUUAGCAAUCCAUAUACGUUUUAGGUGUUUAUGCCCUAGAUAUAUACCUACAUACGUACAUCCUACCAGACCUGAAGGGUUUUUCAGUAUAUAGGUUUAAAACAUUCAUGCAUAUGCGCCUUUUUUACUGCGCAAAUCUCCGUCAGAUACAGACAUGUCGGAAGUAGAGGAAGGUGUUCUGGCGAUGGAAGAGGACCAAAGCAGCCUCCACUACUUCAUCGCUCAUCUUAAGACGUGCACCGACCUGUCUGCACUCAUUGAGACUCAAGAUAUCACGUUCGGCUACACUCUCAGCAAACUGGAGAAGGUCUUGCUCAAAGACAAAGAAAGAACUUGGCGUGUCAAACGUCCUCCCCAGAGCUGGUUUUCCGACCUCGGUACGAAUCAACUCCAGCGCUUUUUUGUCCUCAUCAUCCGGAUUCUUCAAGUUCAGAACAAAGGCAAUUUUGUCAGGUGCUUCAAAGAGAAUGAGCUCCUCUUCAAAGGCAGGGAG